UGGGCAUUGCCGACAGGAAACGGUGUUCUCGCGAGACUUCAGCGGUCCAAAGGUUCUCCACUCAAAACAAACAGCCGCUGGAAAAGUCGGCUUUAAUCUCAGUAAACUUGCUCUUUUCUGCCGCUGAUGAGUGGUGAGGAGGAUGAGGAUGAGGAGGAUGAAGCUGAGGGUGAACCACAGCCAGCUGCUGCUGCUGUCCAGAGAGGAAACAUCUGGAAGCUUCCAGAGAGAAGGAACGCUGAGGGUCGGACGCCACCACACAGAUCUGUCGGAGCGGUUCUGUCGUCUGAGAGGAAACCUGCUGUUCCUCCUCAAGAAGCAGGAUGGUAAGCUAGUGGAGGUGUUGCUGUUGGAGAAUUGUGAAGUCAUGAAGCUUCCAGACGACGAUAGACGACUGACUGUCAAGUUUGCCAGUGCGGACCCUGCUGUGUAUCUGGAGGCGAGCAGCUCUGCAGAGUGUGUGUCGUGGCUCGCCGCCCUGAGGGACGCCAACACCGACACGCUGAGGAGACGCAUCACACACCUGCGCUCGCUCAUCAACACACACACCAGCCUGCACACACACACGGCUGCUUGCUGCAGGGCGGGAGGUGAAGACCUGGACGCUGCCGGAGGUGGAGCCGAACCUGCUGCUGAAGUCUCUCCACUGCACCUGACUGUCGAGUAUGGAGGUGUGGCUGCAGCCGGCCGAGUCGAGCUGAAGGUGUGUGUGAUCGACACACACACUCACACAGUCAGGAAGCACUGCUGCUGCCAGAUAGUGGAGGGACCGGAUGACGGCGUGUUUAAAACAUCUGUGUGUUUCCUUGGCGACCGCCCUCUCUACCGCCACAGCAGGAUCAAAGUCACCGCUUAUCACCGAGAGGAGCCGGGAACACACACCGCAAGGAGUUUUCUGGGCUUCACCUCCUUCUCCAUCAGAGACCUGCUGCGCUCCAAGGAGCCUCACCUGUCCCUCAGCCUCAGGACGAUGGACGGAGUGAACCAGGUGGGGGAGGUGAAGGUGUCCCAGCUGCAGAUGGAGGGAGAAACUCCUCCUGAACACCAGUGUCCGGCCCUGUGCGACAGCCUUCACAGCUCCAUCCACGACAGAGAAAACAGCCCAAUGAUGAGAGCCGUGCUGUGUGCUCAGGUGUGUAAGCUGUACAGGUUUCAGACGGAGGAUCAAAGAUGGCUGCUGGUGCGGGAACAGAUGUCAGAGACGCCGCUCUCCUUCUCGUUACCCAAACAGCUGCUGAACAUGCUCAUACAUGACCACACCAAUAGGGUCCAGGAAGUGAAGGACCUCGGUGACCUUUCACCCCACUGGGACGGGCUCCGUCAUGAUGUCAUCAACCACUGUAACCACCUGAUUGGCUGUUAUCAGGAAAUGCACGCUGAGCUCAACAAACUCUCAGCGUCGUCUUGUUUUAAAUCGAGCUGCAGUAAAUCAGACAAACAGCUUCAGUUUGUUCCGACUAACCUGCACACACAGAGGAUGGAGGUCACCGACCCCGACAGAUCAGGUGUCUGGUACGAGGUGAUCACGUUCGGCGCUCCGUCUGAUCAUCACCAGGCGUUCAAACACGGAGGACUGAAGAGGCUGCUGAGCAAACACACCACCCGCAGAGACAGCUGUGUGAGCUACUCUGAGGACGAGUCGUGCAGGGCGAGGGAGCUGCUGGCGAGCGUGGCCACGCUGCAGCCGCUGGUCUUCGGCCUCGCCGAGGAGCUGCUCGCCGUCUCUCUGGAGCUGAACGCCGCCCGGCUGCAGGCCGUGCUGGACCAACUCACUCAGCAGACGGAGCAGUUUGUUCACGCGCUGAAGGACGAGCUGGUGCGGAGCGCCCUGCUCGCCAUUCACAGCCGACCCGCUGAUGGAGGCCACGCCCACAGCAACGGGCUGACCUGUGACAGCACGCCGGCCAAUCAGGACGGCCGCAGCUCGCCGUGGCAACAAGAAACCGAGUACGACGAGGAAGCCUGGGACAGAGCGUGGGCGAACGUCGCCAUGAGUCUGAACUGCAUCAUCGUGCUGGUCGAUCGGCUGCAGGGCCGCGAGGACCGCCCACAGGAAGUGACAUCAUCAGAGCAGCAGGAAGCGGCAGGAGACACAAACUCUCAGAACACCGCGUCUUCUUCUUCUGCGUCCUCGGCGGCGUCCUGGCAGGAGCAGCUGCUCCCCCUGGUGGUGACCCUCAGGGACUGCGUGCGCGAGGCGGUGGGGAAGGCGCGCGCCGCCAUGACCUUCGUGGUGCUGCAGGGGGCGGCGGCCGCCACGCUCGCUCAGGGACCGCCGCACGUCGUCCAGAGACGCCACGCCGUCUUCAGCCAGGCCCUCGCCGCCGUUGUUUGUGGCGUUUUGUUGAAGCUGCACGGCGCCGCAGACGACCACGACUUCCUGCUGCGGCUUCACUCUGUAGGACUACUGGUUCAGUUUGAGGCUCUGCUGAGCACCUACGGUGAUGAGGAGGGGAUGCUGGAGGACAUGGAGGUGGGCGUGGCCGACCUGAGCGCCGUCUCGUUCUCCAUCACUGAGGCGAGAACAGACGAACCGGACGACCUGCUGCCGAGGCUCCGCGGGGUGUGGGGCGGUCUGGUGGUCGACGUCCCGUUCCCUCCGGAGACCUUCGCCUCGCUGCCGCAGGAAGUGAAAAACUGUUUGAUACGAGUUCAUCCGGUUCUGUUUAACAUCGGAAUCAACCAGCAGCAGAGCCUGGCUGAGAGGUUUGGGGACAGCUCUCUGCAGGACCGACUGAACCAGAGCAGCUGUGAGCGGUUGAAGACGUACUGCAGCUCCCUGAGGGACUCGCUGCCUCAGCAGGCCUUGGUCUCUCUGUCUGAGCUGCUGGCGUCUCUGGAUCGAAGCCUCGACAACAAGAAGAGGAAGAACGUGGAGGUGCUGUGGACCGCUGCCAUGGUGUGUCGGCAGGUGAGCGGCGUGCGUCUGACCAGCUGUAAGAGCGCUAAGGACCGCACGGCGAUGUCUGUGACUCUGGAGCAGUGUGUGUUACUGAGAGAGAGACACACACUCAGCAACACACACUUCAGCACCGCACUGGACUGUAUGAGGAGGGACGGCUGCAGGCUGGAGAACGUGCAGAAGAACGUGGGCAGCAGGAAGUUCGCCUUCAGCAGCGUUCAGCUUCUCACCUUCCCCAAACUGUACCGACCUCCAGACGGAAGCUUCGGAUGACCAACUUUUAUUUUAUUUAUCUACAAAAGUUUUUUUAUCUUGUUUUAUCCUGUAAAGUGUGUAGAGUUCUAUACGUUUGUACAUUUAAUUUUUAUGUUUGUAAUGUUCGGCUGCAAGUGUUUGUUUAUAAACACGAUUCUGCAAUAAAUUAAUACUUGAUUUCA
Molecule: messenger RNA, 3339 nt
Organism: Centropristis striata (black sea bass)
Lineage: Eukaryota; Metazoa; Chordata; Actinopteri; Perciformes; Serranidae
Product: type II inositol 3,4-bisphosphate 4-phosphatase-like
Exons: 26
Coding region: 143-3175 (1010 amino acids)
Cellular component (GO): cytoplasm
Molecular function (GO): phosphatidylinositol-3,4-bisphosphate 4-phosphatase activity
Source: RefSeq, a predicted model, not a curated record